Messenger RNA from Priapulus caudatus, 3036 nucleotides. RefSeq names its product serine/threonine-protein phosphatase 2A 65 kDa regulatory subunit A alpha isoform-like. The record is from RefSeq and is a predicted model, not a curated record. Gene Ontology annotation, biological process: protein dephosphorylation. Gene Ontology annotation, molecular function: protein phosphatase regulator activity; protein binding. NCBI's taxonomy places the organism in Eukaryota, Metazoa, Priapulida, Priapulimorpha, Priapulimorphida, Priapulidae. Gene Ontology annotation, cellular component: protein phosphatase type 2A complex; cytoplasm.
GGAAACUGUUCUCCCAACUUACAAAAUGGCAGCCAGUGAUACUGCGGCGGAUGACUCUCUUUAUCCAAUUGCUGUUUUAAUCGAUGAGUUAAGAAAUGAAGAUGUUCAGCUUCGGUUGAACAGCAUUAAGAAGCUGUCAACCAUUGCCCUCGCACUCGGAGUAGAAAGAACCAGGAGUGAACUGAUCCCAUUUCUUACUGAUACCAUAUAUGAUGAGGAUGAGGUACUUUUGGCACUUGCCGAACAGCUGGGCAGCUUCACUCCGUUUGUUGGCGGGCCUGAGUUUGUGCAUUGCUUGCUGCCUCCACUGGAGAGCUUGGCAACAGUUGAGGAGACAGUGGUCAGGGACAAGGCAGUGGAAUCGCUGCGAACCAUAGCAGCUCAGCAUUCUGUCACAGAUCUAGAGGCCCACUUUGUGCCGCUAGUCAAGCGACUAUCUGGAGGUGAUUGGUUCACGUCACGCACAUCUGCCUGUGGCCUGUUCAGCGUGUGCUACCAGCGCGUAUCUACUGCCCUGAAGAUCGAACUCAGAACUCAAUUCCGCAACUUAUGUGGCGAUGACACACCGAUGGUGCGUCGAGCAGCGGCUUCUAAGAUCGGCGAGUUUGCAAAAGUGGUGGAAGUUGAACACUUAAAGGCUGACCUCAUCCCAAUGUUCCUGAACCUAGCCCAGGAUGAACAGGACUCGGUGAGGUUGCUGGCGGUAGAGGCGUCCGUCUCGAUCGCGAGUCUGCUCGCUCACGACGACACCGAGCAGCUGAUCAUGCCCACCGUGCGCCAGGCCGCCGAGGACAAGUCCUGGAGAGUGCGAUACAUGGUCGCCGACAAGUUCACGGAGCUACAAACUGCAGUAGGGCCCGAGACAACUAAGACCGACUUGGUGCAGGCAUUCCAAGGGCUGCUCAAGGACUGUGAGGCAGAGGUCAGAGCUGCCGCAGCUCACAAGGUCAAAGAAGGAACUCGUGUCCGACGCCAAUCAGCACGUGAAGUCGGCUCUCGCGUCUGUCGUCAUGGGGCUGUCACCAAUCCUGGGAAAGGAUAACACCAUCGAGCAUCUGCUGCCGCUGUUCCUUGCCCAGCUGAAGGAUGAGUGCCCAGAAGUGCGACUAAACAUCAUUUCCAACCUCGACUGUGUCAACGAGGUUUUGGCAGAGCCUUGUGGAGCGGACAUCACAGCCAAGCUGAUGCUACCCGUUAUAGUCAGCAUGGCCGCCGAUCCAGUCGCCAACGUUCGCUUCAACGUUGCCAAGACUUUACAGAAAAUCGGCCACAUAUUCGAAAAAUCUGUGAUUCAGACACAGAUCAAGCCAGUGCUAGACAAAUUGGCUGCUGAUAUUGAUGCAGAUGUCAAAUUUUUUGCUUCCGAAGCCCAGAAUGUCAUCAACAAACUGGUCGCCUGAGAAGUCUUCACUAAUUACAUAUACCGGUUAAACACUCGAAUCUUCAUGCAGCCACACUGGCUGUCGUCAUCACUCUGUCUAUAAGUGGAAUUAUAUUCAUAUAAGUGUUGUGAAAGCGCACCCAUAUAUCGUGACAUAGGAUAUCGGUGGAAUGUCACGAUAUACACCCAUAUAUCGUGACAUAGGAUAUCGGUGGAAUGUCACGAUAUACACCCAUAUAUCGUGACAUAGGAUAUCGGCGGUAUGUCAUGAUAUACACCCAUAUAUCGUGACAUAGGAUAUCGGUGGAAUGUCACGAUAUACACCCAUAUAUCGUGACAUAGGAUAUCGGUGGAAUGUCGCGAUAUGUAACUGUGCUUUCACAACACUACAGAGGUGCCUGUGCGCAAUGUCGUCUUCAUGUUUCCCUUAAAGUUUAAACCUUAUACUCUCUCUAUACGCGGUAAACUCGAGUUUUCGGCUGCAGCUUUGGUGUGAUAACUGCCCUAUAACAUUAUUUAGGCGUUUCUUACUUGGAUCAUGGUUACGGUGGCAGUUACUCUGCGCUAUUGCACCUGUGCUUUCCAACCUAAUAGAAGGACAGAAAGACAGACUUGACCUGUAUGGUGUAAUGUUACUUGGCUACGCGCAGUGACUGACUGUGUCCAGUUAUUAUAUGAUUUAGCCUUGCUGAAUGUAGGCGUGAUUCAGUGCUGUGUGUCACUGGUGAGCACAUAUUCACAACUUCGUUCUUUCAUUCUCUUGCCUGUUCAUUGCAAAUAUGUCACCUCUUGUGAUCGGGGGAUACUGAUGUCUCGCUUUGUUUUUCGUAAUUAAUCAAGCAAUGCGUUUAUUCACCCUCCAGCUGCAGUUAAGUAUCAUUAGAGAAAAUUGAUUCACGUAACACUGAAUAAGAAACAGAAUGGCUGGAGGCUUAAGGUGAAUGUGAAUUUAUAUUGCUAAAUUUGAGUGAACGUUUUAGAAUCCUUACUUCGUAAUGAGCUGCUUAAUUAAAAACACGUUUGACUUGAGCUAACCGAUGUCAGGCAAUGCUUAAACCACUUAGAAGACAAGUGUAAAAUGACAGGAAACCCGUGUGUAUUUAUUGUUGUUGAUUGAAAUGUUUAUUGUAGCAGUCUCACCAGACAGAGUAACACCGUCGCUCCUGUUACCUGGCUGUACACCUGACUGCCUGCGUAUUCACUAGGUUGUAUUGCACUUCCUUGUAGAUAAAUGCUACCGUAUAGAUAAACCUGUCUCACUCUUGUGCUUUGCAUCGCAUAUAUACCCUCACCCCAACUCCCUGUGUGUAAACCCCUUCCUUUUGCGCUACCCUUCCACUGGUGCAAAUUUAGCAAAGCAAUUUACAUGUGUUUAUCUAUUCUGUAGCAUUUCUUUACAGUAGUAUUCAACUUGAAGAAUAUUAAAACUGGUUUCCUACAGAACUGUGAGAGCUCUUGAUUAAUCCUCAAGUAUAACAGUAGUACAUAUGUAUCCUUAAGUAAUUGAACUCUCUCGACAUUCGACCCCCAUUUAAAUCACCUGGUAACCAUUGCUAAAUGUCUUAGCAUGACACUGUAUAUGUGAUCAAUUCAAUUGUUGUCUAAGUUCAUCACUGAAAAAUGGUAAAUAAAAAGUGAAUGUUAGAAUUAGGCAA